Daldinia vernicosa is the source of this 992-nucleotide messenger RNA. RefSeq names its product 40S ribosomal protein S16. The record is from RefSeq and is a predicted model, not a curated record. The transcript is spliced from 3 exons. Gene Ontology annotation, biological process: maturation of SSU-rRNA from tricistronic rRNA transcript (SSU-rRNA, 5.8S rRNA, LSU-rRNA); translation. Bases 109 to 537 code for a protein of 142 amino acids. Gene Ontology annotation, molecular function: structural constituent of ribosome; RNA binding. Gene Ontology annotation, cellular component: cytosolic small ribosomal subunit; ribosome. NCBI's taxonomy places the organism in Eukaryota, Fungi, Ascomycota, Sordariomycetes, Xylariales, Hypoxylaceae.
UGUUCCUCCCCCAUCACCAAAUCGAUUGACCCUCCUCGUUGAAGCCUAGGCAUUUUCGGUUGCGAAUACCUUCAACACCCACCACCACAUCCAGACAAAUCCGCAACCAUGUCUACCCAAAGCGUCCAGUGCUUCGGCAAGAAGAAGACGGCUACUGCUGUCGCCCACUGCAAGGCCGGUAAAGGUCUCAUCAAGGUCAACGGCCGACCGCUCUCUCUGGUCCAGCCUGAGGUUCUCCGAUUCAAGGUCUACGAGCCUCUCCUAAUCAUCGGCCUCGACAAGUUCGCCCAGGUCGACAUCCGCGUCCGCGUUACCGGUGGUGGCCACACCUCGCAGGUCUACGCCGUCCGCCAGGCCAUCUCUAAGGCUCUCAUCGCCUACUACCAGAAGUUCGUCGACGAGCACAGCAAGAACCUGCUCAAGCAGGCCCUCGUCCAGUACGACCGAACCCUCCUCGUCGCCGACAACCGUCGGUGCGAGCCCAAGAAGUUCGGUGGUCCCGGUGCCCGUGCCAGAUACCAAAAGUCCUACCGUUAAACGAAUCCUCGACGGUAUACCCGCGGGGGUUGGGGAUGUUAUGGUGGGUUGGAGAAGAAAAGGAAAGGACGAAGCCGCUGGGAUCGUUUUGUGGAAAGAAAGACAGCGGCCGCUCGGGUCUUCUUCUCCUUUUUUUGCGCGCGCAACGAAUUGGGACGGCUAUGGUCGGUGGUCGUACCUCUGGAGUCUUAAGAAAAAGGGAAUCCUUUGCGAGGGCUAUCUCUACUACUGAUGCCUUCUUCUCUCUAUUAUCGAUGCAUUUGCAUGGCCUGGCUGUAAAGGGAUUAGGCGAAUGAAACGACAACAUUUUCUGCAAACAAAAAAAGUAAAACCGUGCUGGCCCGGGACUUCUUCAACUUAAUGAUUUAAUGCGAGAUGACCAGGUGAACUAAUUGUCGAUCCAAGUUUUUGUAACACUCUGGUGAGAUACGCCCUUAAGUGUAGUAUCUUAAUCC